UAGCUCUGACAAGUCAAAAGAUGGACAACGGUUGCCUUCCAAAUAUUUUUAGCCUCAAUUCCCAUCAACCCUAAGUGACACAGCCAACCAUCAGUGACUAUAAGAGCUGAAGCCCAACCCUUCCUUCCAUGAUCAGCCCCACUACUUUUUGAAACGCAGCCUCUUACCUGUAUUCUGAUCCAUUUGGAUGCACUUCGGCAAAGAAGACCCAACACAAGCCUGACCUAUGUGACCACAGGAGAUACAGAGACCAUAUCCCUUGCGUCACAAUGUCUAGGUGAGGUCAUGGAAUACUUGAGAUGAAAUUAAAGUGACAUGAUCCCAGGAAGGGGCAGACAGCAUGUAUAACACACAGGCAAUAUCACAGACUUGGAAAUGGAGUCUUCCUAAUCGGAAAAAAAUAUCAUUGCCUGCUAACACCACAAAAAUAGUUGCAAUUGGAUGGCUCGGAUAAAGAGUUUGUUUUAAAAGGUUUUGAAAGAGAGUACUUCAUAUAACUGAUAACAUAAUAAGAAAAAAGAAGAAUCAAGUAACAGAUUGCCUGGUCCCUUCAAGACAACAUGGACUAUUUAAACUUUGACUAUGAAGAAGAUGAAGAUGAGAAUGCCGAGAUGUCAGAAGGCACUGUAUCUGUAGAGAUACAAUCUCUCACCGAAGCCACUGACACUGCAGAGGAGAAGCCAAGGGAAGAUAGUUCUGACACAGACCUUGAGAUAGAAGAUCCCGAGCGUUCAUUUGCAACCAUAAAGGGCCCAGAGCUAUACCUAGAAGCUUGCAAACUGGUGGGAGUAGUUCCUGUCUCAUAUUUCAUUCGGAACAUGGAAGAGCCUGUCAUGAACCUUAACCAUCAUGGGAUUGGGCCCAAAGGAACCAAAGCUCUUGCCAUUGCCCUGGUUUCAAACACAACUAUCACUCACUUAGAGCUGGAAGAUAACUGGAUUCUGGGUGAAGGGACCACGUACCUAGUACAGAUGCUGCGUGAAAACUGCUACAUUCAGGAGAUGAAUAUUUCCAAUAAUCACCUCAACACAGAUGGAGCCGAAGCUAUCUGCAGGAUGUUCUACCAUAAUACUUCUAAUAUCAGGGCUAUUCAGCUUGCAGGAAACAACUUUAGGGAAGAGUCAGCACAAUAUUUUUCUGAAUCAUUAAUGGUCAAUUAUCGAGUGAUAGAACUGGACCUCAGUCACAAUGAGUUUUUUGAGAAGGCAGGAGAACAGCUGGGACAGAUGCUGGCAAACAAUGAAGCACUGGAGGUCCUCAACCUGAGCUGGAAUCAUUUGAGGAUGAAGGGGGCUGUCGCCCUGAGUGCUGGCCUCAGGGCAAAUGGAACAUUAAGGGUACUUAACGUUGCGUGGAAUGGCUUUGGAAAUGAAGGUGCUUUUGCUCUCGGAGAAGCUCUCAAGGUCAACACAUCAUUAAAUGAACUGGAUAUCACCAGCAACCACAUCAACAACGAGGGGGCUAUAAAGCUGUCCAAAGGACUGGAACUUAAUGGAAGUCUUAGAAUCCUGAAGAUUUCUCAUAACCCCAUAACAGUAGAAGGUGCAUUUGCUCUGGUCAUGGCAGUUAAGAGGAAUUCAAAAUCCAGAAUGGAAGAAAUCAACAUCUCAAAUGUUCUGGUGAGCAACAGCUUCAUCAGACUGCUUGAUUCAGUCGCAGAGGCACAUCCCGAGCUGGAUGUCAUCUAUGGAGGAGUUGGAGGCCACAUUGCAAAGAAACCACUACAGCGUCCUGAUGCGAUGAAGCUGAUUCAAUACUACUUGGAUUCAAACAAGCUGAGACUCUGGGAUUUCUUUAAGAAUAUGGACAAAUAUGGCAACAUGAAGAUCCCCGUGGCAGAGUUUCGGAGAGCUAUGUUGUGGCAAUCAAAGAUUCCCCUGAACCGGGAACAGGUCACAGAACUAGUACGCAAACUGGAUCGUGGCAGGACAGGCUACGUGGACUACAGUCAUUUUAAAGUUGAGGAGCCAGAGCCGAAGCCUAAAGAGGAGGAGGAGGAAGAAGAAGAAGUGUAAUGAGGUCCAGCAGUCAGGUCAGCUGGUGAAAGAUGGAAGGAUAGUCCUGGCAGGAAGCUAAGACAAUACACUCUGGGUUGGGACUAAGUCCUGCUGCAGAGAAGCUUUUGGAUGGUUGAGGUUUUGACUUUAGAAAAUAAACUAUGCUACAGUA
Molecule: messenger RNA, 2169 nt
Organism: Anolis carolinensis (green anole)
Lineage: Eukaryota; Metazoa; Chordata; Lepidosauria; Squamata; Anolidae
Gene: lrrc74a
Product: leucine rich repeat containing 74A
Exons: 14
Coding region: 561-2015 (484 amino acids)
Molecular function (GO): protein binding; calcium ion binding
Source: RefSeq, a predicted model, not a curated record